AUGUCUUUUCCCAAUCGGCUCCCCACCGGUUCCUAUGAGGGCACGAUUGAUGGAGUUACCAUCAAAUGGGGCCCCAACGCAAUUACCCACCUGCCGGACGAUGCUAAAGUGUUCAACGUGGAUCAGGCCGCCUUGAAAGGUGCCACCGAGCAUAUUGCUCACGCGAGUGCCAAACGACUUGGGAAAACGGGAGUUCGCAUCUUGGGCUCAUUUCAUAACACGACAACCGUCACCGCAACCGGUGAAAAACAACCAGACCAGUGUCAUUGCUCAGUUUCAAUGACCCCAGGCCAAGCCAAAGUCCAUAUUUAUGUUGAUCUUGGCGAUGAGGCGUCACUCAACAACAUGAAAGUGCUAGGAGAAAGUGUAGUCCCUCCCGGCAAAUCUACCCCAGACCCAAGCCUGUCCAUUGGCACCUACCCUCAGUGA
This is a messenger RNA of Aspergillus viridinutans, 429 nucleotides long. RefSeq lists its product as uncharacterized. Lineage: Eukaryota; Fungi; Ascomycota; Eurotiomycetes; Eurotiales; Aspergillaceae. The record is from RefSeq and is a predicted model, not a curated record. The transcript has 2 exons. The coding region runs from base 1 to 429 and encodes 142 amino acids.